Messenger RNA from Drepanopeziza brunnea f. sp. 'multigermtubi' MB_m1, 417 nucleotides. Lineage: Eukaryota; Fungi; Ascomycota; Leotiomycetes; Helotiales; Drepanopezizaceae. The record is from RefSeq and is a predicted model, not a curated record.
AUGUCUUUACGAAAUAUUACUCAAGCUUACGUAUCGAACCUUUAUACGAGAUUACAAAAGCAAAUACCUAUUACUGAUAAAAAGUUCAAUAACUUGAAAGAGCAAAAGCUUGAAAAAGCUGAUUUUAACGCUAAACUAAAAAAGACGCUUACAAUAGAAAACGAAAUGACAUUCAAUAAAAGAAUACUAAAGAAGUUCGCUAAUAGCUCGAUUCUACUUAAGCAAAAAGACCAAAAAAAAAAGCUAGAGCUAAUUACCGAAAAUAAAGACAACUACCUAAAGCAACGAGCACGUGCAGCUUAUAUUGCAAGCUUAUAUCAGCCCGAAGCUAUUUUCGACUUAUCUACCGCCGCGCAGAUUCAACAAAAAGACCUCACUUUAAACGAUAUUACCUUCUUAAACAAGAGAAUUACAUAA